UUGAAAACACUAAAAACUUAAAUUUAUUUCAUCUAUGGAAGUGCUCGACAAAGUUUAUUCAACAUACAGAGCACGUGGGUUAAAAUGUGCUGCAUGCAAUCUUGGUGCAAACUUCUAUAGUGAUGGUUAUCGCUGCUUUCGUUCUGGAUUCUUCUUUCACGAGGAAUGCGCUGACUCGAAGCAAGAAGUUUUCAACCCAUAUCAUCCCCAACAUACGUUAAAAAUGAAGCUAGUUUCAGAAAUCGAAGAUGUCCAUGGUGAAUGCAAGCUUUGUAGAGGUAAAUUGCCCAAAAUGUAUUAUCAUUGUUUAUUAUGCGAUUUUGCUAUCGAUUUAAUAUGCGCAAGAAAAAGUGUUAUAAAGAAGAUUCAAGAUCCAGAGAACCAUGAGCAUCCUUUAUACCUUGUUCCAGAGAUGACUAUAUUUACUUGUCAUAUAUGUGAACUGCUUGAUGAUCGGUUCCCUUAUGGAUGUCACUUAUGUGAGCUAAGUUUUCACAAAGACUGCGCUGAAUCUCCAACAGAGAUCUUCUACUCUUGUCAUCCUUAUCACCCUCUCAAGCGUCUCACACGUGUUCCAAGUUACACUGAUGGGAAGUGUUGCUUGUGUGGAAGCAAGCUUCAUACGGUAUUUUAUCACUGUUCUAUCUGCAAUUUUAGCGUGGAUCUUGACUGUUCAAAGAGUCCACCCCCUGUCACUCUUUUCGACCUAAAAGCUCAUGGACAUCACCUCACUCUUUUGCCGCAACGAACUUUUCUUUGUAACGCUUGUGGAAUGAGUGAUGAUCCAAAUCCAUAUGUGUGUAUUCUAUGCAAUUUCAUGAUCCAUAGAAGUUGUAUAAACAUACCACACAUCAUAAAAAUAAAUCGUCAUGUUCAUCGUAUCCGCUACUAUCAACGCUUUAAUGCCGGAGAUUGGAAAUGUGGAGUGUGUCAAAAGGAGAUAAUCUGGACAUGUGGAGCCUAUUCUUGUUUGAAAUGUCCUGGUUUAGCAUUUCAUGUGAAAUGUGCCACAAAGUUUGGGAUUUGGGAUGGAACUGAACAUGAAGACCUCAAUGAAGAUACAACAGAUUCAAAAUCAUAUAAAGUGAUCGAAGAAGGAGUUAUAAAGCAUUUUAGUCACGAGAAGCAUACUUUAAAGCUCAAAGAAGCGAGUGAUGCUAAUGAUGAAUGGGUGUGGUGUAACAUGUGUACAUAUCCCAUAUUUUUUAGCUCUUUCUACGAUUGUAUGGAAUGUGAUGAAUUCAUCGUCCAUCAGAAAUGUGCAUAUCUUCCAAAGAUUAUAAAAGACUCCUUCUACAUGUUGCCUUUGACUCUAGUAUCAAAAUUUGAUGCUAUAUAUAUAUGCAGUGCUUGUCACAACUUCUUUCGAGGUUCAGCAUAUAGAAAUGAUGAUAAUCAUGUCUGCCUUGAUGUGCGAUGUGGUUUUAUUUCUGAGCCUUUUGUCCAUGAAAGUCAUCCUCAUUCGUUAUACAUCAAUUACUCAACUGGGGAUAACAAAAACUGUAAUGCUUGUGGAAGUAAGGCAACUACGUUUUUGAGUUGCGAAGAAUGUGAGUUUGCUUUACAUAUCAAAUGUUCUACUUUGCCAAAGAUGGUUAAACACAAAAAUGAUAAAGAUCAUUUGUUAUCUCUAUGUUAUGGAGAAAAGAGGAGUAUGAAGUACUGGUGCGAGGUAUGUGAAGAAGAUCUACACCCUAAUAAAUGGUUUUAUUCAUGUGAUUAUUGUGCUAUCACUUUUCAUAUCAAAUGUACGCUCGGGGAUUUCAUAUGGAUUAAACCAGGAGAGGAUAAGCGCUUCUCUGUGAUUUCUAAUAAUCAUAUAAAUCGGCUGGUUUGUGAUGGGUGUAAAUCUCGAUGCAAAUUCUCGUCUAUCUUAAAGUUCUUUGAAGAAUAUACAUUCUGUUCGGUAAAAUGUUUUAAUAAUUUUUCUGGAAAGAGGUCAUGACUUAUAAAGAUUCAGUUUGCUACAGACUGAUUUAUGUAAAGUGUACUUGCACCAAACUACAUCGUUUCAUAUAUAUAUAC
Raphanus sativus (radish) is the source of this 2025-nucleotide messenger RNA. RefSeq lists its product as uncharacterized. The record is from RefSeq and is a predicted model, not a curated record. NCBI's taxonomy places the organism in Eukaryota, Viridiplantae, Streptophyta, Magnoliopsida, Brassicales, Brassicaceae. The transcript has a single exon. Bases 35 to 1945 code for a protein of 636 amino acids.